AUGGAAAUGACUGCGGGUGAUGACGCCAGUGAAGGAUCGGAUUUCAAAGUGCUUGCGAAACUGAAGGAGGAGUCCGAAGGUGAGGCUGGCUGGGACAGUGCCAGUGCUUCCAUGGCAACUAGCCUAGACAGUGCGAUGCACUACUCGCAAGAAAUCGCAAGAGAGAAGAUUGGCCGAAACAGUAAACCUUCGAUGGAAGCGGCCUCGACAGAAGCGAUAUACAAUGGCCACCACGGGAUGUCCGAAGAGGAUGUGAAGACUGCGCUGGACAACAUCGACCAGAUAUUUCCCCAGAACCUUCAUCUCAGUGAAAAGAAAAGCAGCUCUGGGUUGAAGAACCCGUCAGCUGACAAGCUUGAAAGUCUCGACAGCAGCUCGAGGCUCCUCAAGGAUCGUCGAGGUCGGGUAGACAGCACUGCACGGCCUCAAGAGUUCUUUCGAGGGAAAGACUCAAAAAAGAAAAGGUUGAAUGAUGGACCAGAUCUGGGUGAACCGAAGACCGUAUCAGUGAACUUCGAGAAAUUCAAGAAACAUCAUAUUAACUGCCCUGCAUUGCGAGAGCGUUUAGACUCCGGUGCCAUUGAUGUUUCAACUGUGGAUAGAGUUCAGAGGGAGUUUGCUCGACACGAUAAGCUCUCGCAAGCUGAACUCAGCAGUCUACAUGAACUAGUUGACAGGGCACAGGAUUUUCAUAGAAACAAUGAUUUGAAGGAAGCUCAGAAGCUGUACAUGAAGGUGCUGUUGAGCGAUCCGCUUGAUUGGGAUAGUCUGUGCAACCUCGCUAAGAUUUCCUUUGGAAUGGGAGAAUAUGACAAGGCGAAAGAGCUGUUCGAAAAGGCUCUUGUGAUUCGACCAGAGAGAGACAAGACUAUGUAUUAUCUUGGCCAAGUGCUUGUUCGGAUUCAUGCAAAGGGAGGAGAUACGGACGAGCUGAAGCGUGCAAUGGUCUUGUUCGAGCAGGUUGUCAACGGUUACAAAGGAGUGAUCAAAGGCGACACAUGCGACCAAUCGACCUACCACAACGCCAUGGCGAUGCUCGGAUUGGUGCAUCAGGAAGUUGGAGAGUUGGAGAAGGCAGAGGAGCUGUACCAGCUCGUGCUGAAAGAAGUGCCCAAUCACAUCCUGACGCUGGAUCAUCGAUGCGCUCUGAAGAGCCUCCGAGGGCUCAAGGACGAGGCUGCCAAGGAUCACCUGCACGUCAUCGAGCUCGAUCCUGGACACACGAAGCGCGUCUGCCCGUACCUGGACAGCCUCUUCCCCAAAGACUCUGAGAUCCUCCACCCGAUCAACGACAUCAAGGAACGGUUCGAGAAGUUCGAUCCUUCCUUCAACGAGGGCACCAAGAAACGCUCGUGGCUCAAGUCAGCGCUACAUGGCUUCAAGAAGAAGGUCAAAAGGAUGAUCCACCACAAGAAGACUUAG
Molecule: messenger RNA, 1422 nt
Organism: Guillardia theta CCMP2712
Lineage: Eukaryota; Cryptophyceae; Pyrenomonadales; Geminigeraceae
Exons: 10
Coding region: 1-1422 (473 amino acids)
Molecular function (GO): protein binding
Source: RefSeq, a predicted model, not a curated record